Messenger RNA from Thlaspi arvense, 855 nucleotides. NCBI's taxonomy places the organism in Eukaryota, Viridiplantae, Streptophyta, Magnoliopsida, Brassicales, Brassicaceae. The record is from the annotation of a GenBank genome assembly.
AAUAUAAAUAAUAUAGAUACCGUUAUGGAUUCCGAUCCCAAAUACCCUACUUUCUACUCCGUCUCCGAGCUUUACACCAGAAUCCUUAUCUAUCUCGACGUGCUCUGUGACAGGACCCAAGUUCCUUUAGAAGACAAAAGGCAAGUUGAUUUUGAGGCUCUGGAGCAACUGGAGAAUCCAGAUCAUCAUGCCACUUCAGUGCCAGUCAUGAAUCUUUAUGUCAAACUAAAAGAUAUGCUAGAAAUGGUGGAUUGUCCUGUGAAGAUUGAUUUCAGGGAUCUGUUACGGCCAGAUUCAGCACAAACCGAGUUUUUCAUCAGCGCACUUUUGAAUUUCGGUCUACACAAGUAUGUCCUUUCUGCUUCAAAAAUGGAACUGAUAAGACCAAAGGCAGAAGAGUUGACUCUCCUUGAUGAGCAGCGGAGGCAGUGGGAGGCAAAGAUUGCCCAGUUGAAUGCAGAGAAUUCAGAAUUCGAUGAAGCCUGCGAGAGGGAUUUACCUUUUGUUCAUGAGCUAGAAACGAAUACUGACGAGCUCAAUCAGAAGAUAUUAGGACUGAAUAAUCAGCAGCUGUCACUGCGAGAAACCUUCCAGAAAAUGAGAGAAAGGAGUACACAAAUGGAUAACGAGAUUUCCAAAGCAGAGUUUGAACUUGUGCAAACUGUCCAAGAAAAUGCAAACCUCCGCUCGCAGAUUGUUCAGUCCCCAGACAAAUUGCAGACAGGGGCUUUUAGAAAGAGAAGAAACAAGUGUUGGGGGAAACAAAGAAAGCUGAACAAUCAGCAAUGGAAACAUUCCAGGAAAAGGCUGCCAUCCUCGAGGUUUUAUGAAAAGGUGUCUAAUGAAAAACUAUAG